CCCGGUCCCGCUGUCGCUGCCCGGUGUCGCCGCCGGGGGGCGCUGGCAGCUGUCGCGCGGUCACGUGGCCGCCAUGGCGCAGCGGUUCUGGGUGUUGCGGUGCUGCCGCUGCCGCCGCUUCCAGGGGCAGCAGGUGGGGACGGGACGGGACGGGACGGGACGGGACGGGGGCAGUGGGUUCCAGGCCCUGACCGACCCCUCUGUGCCCUCCCAGGCCAAGCGCAGCGGGCGCUGGAGCUGCAGCGUGUGCGGCCAGCGGCAGGCCGUGCAGAAGGUUUACGGGCAGGGCUCGGGCCUGGAGUGCAGGCGGCACGUCCAGAAGCUGAACUUGCUGCAGGGUGAAGCAGAGGAGGCGCUGGGUUUGACACCUUGGUGUGUAGAAGACUCUGUAAAUGACAGCAAAAAUAGAGAAGCACAACAUGAGGCCAGUUCAGUCCAGCAGGAGGGAAGGACAGAAGGCAGUCGUUGGAGUAAAUAUCUGGACCAGGAGAAUGAGGAUCAGGAAGAUGAAGAGGAGGAGGCAGCUCUGGAAAGGCAACAGUUCUGUUCCCAGAGAAAGAACACUGUGGGAGAACAAAGGAAACACCCAAAGUUCUUCCUCUCCAGUGAUCUUCCAGAGCAUGCAGAAGAAAGUGGAGUUUCUCAGCUUGUCUAUCAAGCCAAAAAAGUUAAAACCACAGAGCACAAGAAAUGCUUUGUAGCAGUGCCUGAUGGAGAUGCUGGUUCUGGAGGCAGUGUGGUCCCUGCUGUCCGUGAGUCUGUAGUGCCUGAGGAGAACACACAGCUCCCAACUGCUUGUACCAAACCAUCCAAGUGGGGAAAGUUUCUCUCAUUAUCUGACAGCUCUGGUGAAAAUGCUGCUGCAGUGACCAUGGCACUGCAGGAGGGCAGUGGGGGUGUGGGGCUGGGCAGCACCACUGCUGCUGGGGCCUGGAGGUGCUCAGGACAGGCUGGAAGAACCCUGCCUCAGGGAACAGGUUCUGAAUUUAGGAAUUGUGCUGCCAGUGCUGAGGAUGUGGCCUUGAGACUGCCCAGCAGCAGUUGCUCAGUUGGGGAUGUGCUCAGAGAGCCUCAGAGCCAGGUGCUGAGGGGGGGAGCUGCUGCAGAGAGCACUGCAGGAAGGUGCAGCUUGGACAGCACAGGGAGGGCAAACACCCCUGUUAACUCUAACCCUGGGCCAAAGCUGAGCAGCACUGCUUGUGCUCAGCUCUUCUGCACAGGGGAGGACUUUGAUGAUGAUCUCUGAGCUCAGGCAUCUUUGGCCUUUAAUGCAGCUAUGUUGUUUACUG
Prinia subflava (tawny-flanked prinia) is the source of this 1289-nucleotide messenger RNA. RefSeq names its product MRN complex interacting protein (gene MRNIP). The transcript is spliced from 6 exons. Bases 74 to 1246 code for a protein of 390 amino acids. The record is from RefSeq and is a predicted model, not a curated record. Gene Ontology annotation, biological process: mitotic G2 DNA damage checkpoint signaling. NCBI's taxonomy places the organism in Eukaryota, Metazoa, Chordata, Aves, Passeriformes, Cisticolidae. Gene Ontology annotation, molecular function: chromatin binding. Gene Ontology annotation, cellular component: nucleus.